AUGGCUCAGUCUCUUUACACUAGUCUUCCAAAAUCAACCACCAUUUUCACCUCUUCAACCUCCCCUUCAUGCACCCUCAUCUUCAUCCUCACCCUCUGCAUUAUCUCUCUCUACACACUCCAUUACCACAACCAGCAAACACCUCCUCCGUCACCAUCCACUACAGCCCAACAUCCACCACUUAUCUCCACUUUCCUUAACUCUGCCUCUAAUUACACCAUAUCUAACUAUCUCCGCCACCUUACCCUCCACCCCCAUCUCGCUGGUACCUCACCCUCAUCCGCCGCCGCCGAUUACGUCAAGACCAACUUCGAAUCCCUCCAUCUCCAGACCCACGUCACCAACUAUUCCGUACUGUUAUCGUACCAUCUCCAUUCAUCACUCACUGCCCACUUCAGCAACAGCAGUACCGCCGUCCCACUUCCCUUGACCGAACCGGGGUUAGGUUCUGACUCCGGGGUCGUCAAACCGUACCACGCUUAUUCACCAUCCGGAUCGGCGUACGGGAAGGCGGUGUACGUUCACCAUGGGAGGGAGGAGGACUAUCGCGCACUGGCGUCGGCUGGCGUGGACGUUAAGGGUUGUGUAGCUGUUGCGAAGAGAGGCGGUGGAUGUAGGAAUGCGGGAGGUGAAGGUGGGGAGGAAUUGGUGUGA
Lactuca virosa is the source of this 654-nucleotide messenger RNA. NCBI's taxonomy places the organism in Eukaryota, Viridiplantae, Streptophyta, Magnoliopsida, Asterales, Asteraceae. The record is from the annotation of a GenBank genome assembly.